CUCGUUCGGAAAUGGCCGAAGACGUGUGUGAUCAUGCGGUUUAGGGGAGGAGGAGAGACCGGCCGGCUUCUUGGAACAAACCAACUGUGCCUGGACCGGAGAGGGGGGGAGCGGGAUCGAACGGACGGAGGAGAAGAAGGCGGCAGCAGCUGUGGCUCCCCCCCUCCUUGCCCCGCCCGAGGACGGCGGCGGGGUGAAGCCCGGGACGGCGCCUCCGUCAGGAGGGCUGAGAAGGUGCAGGAGGCAUGGCAGAGUAUCAACAGCGCAGAGGUGAUGAGAGAGACUGAUGCUUAUCCAAGUCUCUUCCAGCUUGUUUUCAACUAUGGCUGUUGAUUCUGCAUAUUCAUUAGAUGGUAAUACAAGAUGUCAAGAGCAGCAGUAAGAGGUCAGCUUGAUCCCAUUGUGUUUUUGUCGCCAUGACAACACCACACUGCUAGCAACAGCCACUUAACCAGCGAUCAAGGGAGAAGUUUGAUGAUUGAUUCUAGUCGGACCAAAAGUUGCAUUUGCAACAAAAAGGCUGGAGACAGCCAUCAUCACGACAGGAAGAUGAAAUUUCCAUUCUAUUGGCCCGUUAUUAAGCAGGCACAAUAACAUUUUCUUUCAGAGACUUGCUAAUAAAAACUGUUUUGGUUAUGGCUACUGAUCCAACGUGAUUGGGCGCGCACCGACUCUCAGACUCAUGACUGGGUAUACCAUGUUGCGGAAUGGGGGAGUGGGGAACGGCGGCCAACCCUGGGUGUUACGAUGGUCCAGUCGGAUCCGGCUCACCUGGCUUAGCUUUACCCUAUUCAUCAUCCUCGUCUUCUUCCCCCUCAUCGCCCACUACUACUUGACCACCAUUGAUGACGCGGAUGAUGCCGGCAAGCGCAUCUUCGGCCCCCGCACCGGAAAUGAGCUGUGUGAGGUGAAGCAUGUCCAGGACCUGUGCCGCAUCCGUGAGUCAGUCAGCGAGGAGCUGCUCCAGCUGGAGGCCAAGCGACAGGAGCUCAACAGCGAGAUCGCCAAGUUGAACCUGAAAAUUGAAGCCUGCAAGAAGAGCAUCGAAAAUGCCAAGCAGGAUCUCCUGCAGCUGAAGAAUGUCAUCAGCCAGACUGAGCAUUCCUACAAAGAACUGAUGGCUCAGAACCAGCCAAAGCUCUCCUUGCCAAUCCGGCUGCUGCCAGACAAAGAUGAAGCUAACUUGCCUUUGCCAAAAUCCAACAGGAACUGCAGGCUGCACAACUGUUUUGACUACUCACGCUGCCCACUGACAUCUGGCUUCCCAGUGUAUGUCUACAACAGUGAUCAGUACCCUUUUGGUAGCUCCUUAGACCCUUUAAUUAAGCAAGCCUUUGAGGCAACUGUCAGAACUAAUGUUUAUGUUACUGAAAAUGCAAACAUUGCUUGUGUGUAUAUAAUUUUAGUGGGGGAAAUGCAAGAGCCCAUAAUGCCAAAACCUACUGAACUAGGGCAACAGUUGCACUCUUUGCCAUAUUGGAGGACUGAUGGACACAACCAUCUCAUCAUUAAUUUAUCAAGGAAAUCGGAAACUCAGAACUUUAUCUAUAACAUCAGCACAGGGCGCGCCAUGAUUGCCCAAUCCACCUUUUAUGAUGUACAGUAUCGGCCAGGUUUUGAUAUUGUGGUAUCGCCUCUAGUCCAUGCAAUGUCCGAACCCAACUUCCUAGAGAUCCCACCCCAGGUGCCAGUAAAGCGAAAGUACCUAUUCAGUUUCCAGGGAGAGAAAAUAGAGUCUCUUCGAUCCAGCUUGCAAGAGGUUCGUUCGUUUGAAGAGGAAAUCGAAGGCAAUGCCCCAGCUGACUACGAUGAUCGGAUCAUUACCACCUUGAAGGCUGUCCAAGACAGUAAACUGGACUUUGUCUUGGUGGAAUUCACUUGUAAGAACCAGCCUAAGGCAAGUCUGCCCACUGAGUGGGCUCUUUGUGGAGAAAGGGAUGACAGAUUAGAGCUACUGAAGCUAUCUACUUUUGCACUGAUAAUCACACCAGGGGACACCCAUAUAUUGAUCUCUGCUGGGUGUACCAUGAGACUCUUUGAGGCUCUGGAAGUUGGAGCCAUCCCAGUGAUUCUUGGAGAACAAGUUCAGCUGCCCUAUCGUGAUGUGAUCCGGUGGAACGAGGCAGCCUUAAUCAUACCAAAGCCACGUAUCACAGAAGUGCACUUUCUUCUGAGAAGCAUUUCUGACAAUGAUCUCCUUACCAUGAGGAGGCAGGGCCGCUUCUUGUGGGAGACCUACUUCUCCACCUCUGACAAUGUAUUCAGCACAGUCUUAGCCAUCAUAAGGACUCGAAUUCAAAUCCCGGCUGCUCCUAUUCGAGAAGAAACUGCAGUGGAGAUUCCUCACCGCUCUGGCAAAGCUGCUGGUACUGACCCCAACAUGGCAGACAAUGGUGACUUAGACCUGGGGCCUGUGGAAACAGAACCACCCUAUGCAUCUCCCAGAUACCUUCGCAAUUUUACUCUCACAGCAAUGGAUAUCUACAGGAAUUGGAAUUCAGCUCCAGGUCCUUUCCACCUCUUUCCACAUACACCCUUUGAUCCCAUUUUACCUUCAGAAGCUAAGUUCCUUGGGUCUGGGACUGGAUUUCGACCAAUUGGAGGAGGAGCAGGUGGUUCUGGGAAAGAGUUCCAAGCUGCCUUGGGUGGCAAUGUCCCAAGGGAGCAGUUCACAGUAGUCAUGUUAACCUACGAGCGGGAGGAAGUGUUAAUGAACUCCCUAGAGAGACUCAAUGGACUCCCUUACUUAAAUAAAGUUGUAGUAGUGUGGAACUCCCCCAAACUUCCGUCUGAAGACCUCUUGUGGCCUGACAUUGGUGUCCCAAUCAUGGUUGUCCGCACAGAAAAGAACAGUCUGAACAACAGGUUCCUGCCAUGGGAUGAGAUUGAGACAGAGGCCAUUCUGUCUAUCGACGAUGACGCCCACCUUCGCCAUGACGAGAUCAUGUUUGGGUUCCGAGUCUGGAGAGAGGCAAGGGACCGCAUUGUUGGAUUCCCUGGGCGAUACCAUGCGUGGGACAUCCCCCAUCAAUCCUGGCUCUAUAACUCAAACUACUCUUGUGAACUGUCCAUGGUGCUGACUGGUGCUGCCUUCUUUCAUAAGUACUACGCCUACCUGUAUUCUUACGUGAUGCCACAAGCCAUCCGUGACAUGGUAGACGAAUACAUCAACUGUGAGGAUAUUGCCAUGAACUUUCUAGUCUCUCACAUCACAAGGAAACCACCCAUCAAGGUGACUUCGCGCUGGACCUUCCGCUGCCCUGGCUGCCCUCAGGCCCUUUCGCAUGACGACUCACACUUCCACGAGCGGCACAAGUGCAUCAACUUCUUCGUCAAGGUGUAUGGGUACAUGCCCCUCCUGUACACCCAGUUUCGUGUGGAUUCUGUCCUCUUCAAGACCCGCCUGCCCCAUGACAAGACUAAAUGCUUCAAAUUCAUUUAGGAGGGGGGUUCCUGAGGGGUCCCUUCAGCACUCUGGACCUGGGCGAGAGGCUGAGGGAUCUUUGCCAAGUUCCGAGCGAGAAAAGCCUCCAGUAUGGGCAGUGAUGCAAAGCAAAAGGAAAAUCUUGGAUUCUAAUCAAUGAUUUUUACCCACCCAUCCCAGGGUAACUGCACCAAGUGAAAUGGAACUGGACUAUAUGACUUGUGUGAAGACACUUACUAGGAUCAUACACUGAGGAAAUGGAGACUUUGGUUAGUAGCUCAGCUAGUCCGUUAGCCAAGGGCCACCAUUUUUUAAAUUCUUGUUAUUUAAAAUGAAAGUGUUUUAGUUUUGCUG
Chelonoidis abingdonii (Abingdon island giant tortoise) is the source of this 3778-nucleotide messenger RNA. It is a transcript of the gene EXTL3, whose product is annotated as exostosin like glycosyltransferase 3. Lineage: Eukaryota; Metazoa; Chordata; Testudines; Testudinidae. Gene Ontology annotation, molecular function: glycosyltransferase activity. The record is from RefSeq and is a predicted model, not a curated record. Gene Ontology annotation, cellular component: membrane.